Molecule: messenger RNA, 2376 nt
Organism: Diutina rugosa
Lineage: Eukaryota; Fungi; Ascomycota; Pichiomycetes; Serinales; Debaryomycetaceae
Gene: PMT6
Product: dolichyl-phosphate-mannose-protein mannosyltransferase
Exons: 1
Coding region: 1-2376 (791 amino acids)
Biological process (GO): protein O-linked glycosylation via mannose
Cellular component (GO): endoplasmic reticulum; membrane
Molecular function (GO): dolichyl-phosphate-mannose-protein mannosyltransferase activity
Source: RefSeq, a predicted model, not a curated record
AUGGCAUCCGUGGCGUCGGGGACUCUGCUACGGCCCGACAACGACCACCACCUCAAACACCGCCACCCGUCGCCCCCGAUAUCCGCCGAUGUCGAUGUCGACGAUCUCGCCGACCGCACCCAGGCGCUCCGUCUCCACGAGCCCGGCAAAUGGAGCCGGGUGAUGGUGCAAUACAUCAACCCCCUCAUUGUCCUUGCCAUAUCCGCCGCCGUCAGACUCUACCGCAUCGACUUGGCGCCACUGGUGAUGUGGGACGAGGCCCAUUUCGGCAAAUUCGGCCUGUACUACUUGAAGCGGGAAUUCUACUUUGACGUACACCCCCCGCUCGGCAAGUUGCUUGUGGGGCUUAGUGGCUGGCUCUGUGGCUACCAGGGUCACUUCAAGUUUGAUCUGGGCAACUCCUACGAUGAUACCAUCAACUUUGUCGCUAUGAGAGUGUUUAACUCGAUGUUUGGUAUCAUGUGCGCUCCGGUGGCGUAUAAGACAGCAGUGGCGAUGGGGUAUUCCCAGUGGACAGUGUGGCUUGUGCUGCUACUGGUGUGCUUUGAAUUCCAGCUGCUUUGCCUUCUGAAGUUCAUCCUUUUGGAUCUGUUUCUUCUAUUCUUCACCGUGACCACGUUCUACUGUCUUGUGCAAGUACACAAUAUGAGGGCCCAGAAUAAGUUGUUGAAAGCAGCUGGCAUUCGUUGGCUUGUGGCAUCGGGGUUUUCUAUUGGGUGUGUGUGCUCUGUUAAGUGGGUGGGGCUUUUCGUCACCGCAUUGGUGGGACUCUAUACAGUAUACGACUUGAUUCUUCGUACCUACGAGGUCCUCUCCUUACCUCAAGCGACUGAGCCAACCGCCACCGUGUCUGAAUACAAGAGGAUUGUGCCCAAAGAAAAACAACAGGUGCUGUCAGGGAACAACACCGAUCGGGCGGUGUCAUGGACGAACUACUUUAAUCACUGGGGAGUACGCAUUUUGACCCUCAUUGUCCUUCCACUCAUUAUUUAUUUGAUACUGUUUAAGGUACACUUCAUGGUGCUUAAUCGACUGGGCUCGGGCGAUGGCCUGACGCUGACGCUCUUCCAACUUAAUCUUGAAGGAAAUCAAGUGAGAAUUGGCCCGCGGGACGUUGUUUAUGGGUCGAUGGUAACUCUUCGGUCGCAGGGGCUUCUGCCUAAUUUGCUUCAUUCUCACCAAUCGCAAUACCCUGAAGGUUCGAAUCAGCAACAAAUUACCACCUAUGGGUUUCGCGACGGCAAUAAUGAUUGGCUUUUUGAAUUUCCCAACCUGAAUAAGCUGGAACUCCAGUUCGCCAGUGACGAAGGUCUUGAACCGGCGAUGUAUGAGGAACGAAUUCGUGACGGUAGCGUCGUUAGAUUAGUCCACCGAGAGACGCUGAGAGUGCUCCGUGCCAACGAUGUUCGGGCACCUGUGCUGAAACUGCACUUGGAAGUAUCGUGCCAUCACAGAUACGACACCAAUCUCCCUGAUGGCAUAGACUUUGAUGCCGACGAGUGGGUGGUCGAACUCAAAGAGCUGAUGCACAAGGACGAAGACCCUGACGUGCUCCAUCCGAUCCUGACUAGUUUCCGCCUCCGCAAUCGCAACCUCGGUUGCUACUUAGCAACGACAGGGUUGCUGUACCCACUGUGGGGGUUCGGCCAAGGGGAAGUAGUGUGCCAGUACCUGCUCUUUUCUCGUGAAAAGAGUACAUGGUGGAACAUUGAAGACCACGCCAAUGAUCGAUUACCCCGACCGGAAGAAUACGUUCCUCCCAAGCCAAAGUUUUGGAAGGAGUUUGUUCUUCUCAAUUACGCAAUGAUGGCACUGAACAAUGCUCUCAUUCCAGAUCCGGAUAAGUACGAUCGUCUUGCGCUGAGAUGGUGGCAAUGGCCCACGGUCAAUAUUGGGCUUAGAAUGGGACUGUGGCUGCGGUAUAGUACUCGUUAUUUUCUUAUUGGCCACCCGUUCGUCACUCUAUUCAGUACCCUAUGUCUUGUUGUGUUCGCAAUGUACACAGUGGUGAAACUUUUCCAAUGGCGACGUCAGCAACGUUAUAUUAGUCCCACUGACCCUUGGUGGAACUCAUUCUUGGUUCGAGGAAUACUACCGUUUCUAGGCUGGUUCCUCAACUAUUAUCCUUUUUGUGUGAUGGGUAGGGUUACCUACGUCCACCAUUACGUGCCUGCUCAAUACUUUGCUACUUUUGUCAUGGCCUAUGUUGUAAACGAAAGUGCCCAACUCUUCGGUCGCAGUCGACCCGUUGUGUAUGGUAUUGUGUAUGCUGGAGUGGUGGUGGGGUUCUGGUAUUACCGUCACUUGGUACUAGGGAUGAAAGGGCCGACGGAUAACUAUGAGUACUUGCGCUUAUUCGAUUCAUGGAUGAUUUAA